UUGAUACCUUUCGGCUUCGGCCCUUCCCAUUCCCCUCUUUUUGACCAGAGCUACUCCUAGUAAAAAAUUCUAAGCUAAUAAUUUGCCAUAUAUGGCCAUCAAAAUUCAUGGAAGCCCUUUCUCUGGCGCCACUCUUCGUGUUGUGGCUGCUGCUCAUGAAAAGGAAGUUGACUUUGAAUUUGUUCCCGUCGAUCUGCGAUCUGGUGUUCACAAACAAUACCCCUUUCUCGCCCUCAAUCCAUUUGGUCAAGUACCAGCUUUUGAAGAUGGAGACUUCAGCCUUUUUGAAUCAAGAGCAAUUACAAAAUAUAUAGCAUUCGCUUACGAAGGCAAAGGGACUGCACUAGUAGGCAUGGAGUUGAAGCCUAAGGUGGCCCGAGGUGUUUGGAUGGAGGUUGAGGCGCACCAAUUUGAUCCAUCAGCCAGCAAACUCAUAUGGGAGCUUGUCUUGAAGGGCAUGUUUGGAAUGCAAACGGACAAGGCUAUAGUCGACGAGAACGAGGCAAAGUUAGCUACGGUUCUUGACGUCUAUGAGGCUCGUUUAGGCGAGUCAAAGUACUUGGGUGGUGAAACCUUCACCUUGGCUGAUCUUCAUCACUUGCCUCAGUUGCAUAUGCUAAUGGGUACCCGCGUCAAAAAGAUAUUUGACGAACGCCCCCAUGUGAGUGCUUGGUGCAAGGAUAUCUUGGCUAGGCCUGCUUGGCAAAAGACUGUGACCUUGCAGGAGCAAGCUUAUCAAGGGAUUAGAUCCCAGGAACAUAUACUUUAAGCUUUCAGUGAACUGAUGUAAUCAAUACUCCUUAUUUAAUUAAUAUUGAAAGUGACAAUGGUGUAGUGGUUGGCGCCUCGUGGUGGCGGUUUUGACUUUUGACAAUGGCAAUGGUGGUUGUGGUCUUGUGGAGGAAGGGAGGAAUUAAAGUUCCGUUUGUCUUGUAGGAAAACCUUUUAUUUUCCUAUUUUCCUUUGUUUGGUUGGACAGAGAUUUAAAAAUGAAAGUUAAGGUGAAAAAGAA
Molecule: messenger RNA, 1012 nt
Organism: Beta vulgaris subsp. vulgaris (sugar beet)
Lineage: Eukaryota; Viridiplantae; Streptophyta; Magnoliopsida; Caryophyllales; Amaranthaceae
Product: glutathione S-transferase
Exons: 3
Coding region: 92-769 (225 amino acids)
Cellular component (GO): cytoplasm
Molecular function (GO): glutathione binding; glutathione transferase activity
Source: RefSeq, a predicted model, not a curated record